AUGAAAUUGAUUUCUCUCCUAUGCCUAGUGUUUUGCGUAGAGCAAGUGUGCUCACAGUACCUUUAUUACUACUAUCCAUCCACCUAUACACCUCUUUACUACUAUUAUUAUCCAAGUGUCGCACUCUCGCAGCCGGUAAACGACGGUGGUGCUGUCGAUGCCGCGAAUGUACAACAAUCUCAACAGCAACAGUACUAUAUGCAGCAGCCAUAUCAACAACAGGUCCAACCGCAAGUGUAUACCAAUCAACAACAACAACCAGCGCAGCAACAACAACAACAACUGCAGCAACAACAGCAACAACCGCAGCAGCAACAAUUGUUCUACAGUCCCGGAGCAGUACAGCAACCAGUGCAAGGAUAUACACAAUACAGCCAGCCUAACUCUCAACAGUACGACUAUAAUGCGCAAUAUGCUCAACAGCAACAACAACCGACAUUUCAGUACAAUCAGGGUGCUCAACAGCAGCAACAGUACAACGUACAAAAGGAUGCUAUCCAGACAGUAACUCCAACGAAUACGCUGAACUACAAUAGUCCUCUUAAAAACCCAACUAUUAACAACACGACUACAAUGCGCAAUAUUGGGUUGAUCUUACCGAGAAAACAUAUGGCAAAACCAAUGGAUGCAUCAUACACAGGAUAUUAUUCAAUAGGGAAGAAACUAAAAAAUGAUUCAAAAUCGCAACCUUCCACCUUAUCCUGGGUUCCAUGCAUUUCUGUUUGA
Messenger RNA from Necator americanus (New World hookworm), 726 nucleotides. RefSeq lists its product as uncharacterized. The record is from RefSeq and is a predicted model, not a curated record. NCBI's taxonomy places the organism in Eukaryota, Metazoa, Nematoda, Chromadorea, Rhabditida, Ancylostomatidae. The transcript is spliced from 6 exons. The coding region runs from base 1 to 726 and encodes 241 amino acids.